AUGCCGGGAAGAAAAAGAAAGGGUAAAUCAAAUUGGAGUUCAGAUGCGGUUAAACAGGCGAGGCGCAGGAGAGAAAAUGAAACUGCUGAGCAAAAAGCAGCACGACUAAAAAAAGAUAGGGAACGAAAACAUAAACAGCGCAAAGAUGAAACAGAGGAAGAAAGAUUACACCGUCUAAAAGAGCAAGCAGAACGAACAAAAGAUAAUAUCAACGACGAAACAGAAGAAGAAAGGUUGCAGCGUUUACAGAGAGUGUUAGAAAGAAGGAAAUCAGAAAUAGCCACAGAGACAGAAGAAGAAAGGUCGCAGCGAUUACAGAGAGUGUUAGAAAGAAGGAAAUCAGAAAUAGCCACAGAGACAGAAGAAGAAAGGUCGCAGCGAUUACAGAGAGUGUUAGAAAGAAGGAAAUCAGAAAUAGCCACAGAGACAGAAGAAGAAAGGUUGAACCGUUUGAAAGAUAUGGCGGUACGGACUAAAAAUAAAACGAUGAAUGAAACUGGGGAAGAGAGAUCUGAACGAUUGAAAGAUAUGUCGCUAAGAAACAAAAAUAGAAUUACCACUGAGACGGAUACUAAUAGAUACAAACGUUUGAAAGAUCAGACAGAACGUAAUAAAAAGAUGUUGCUUAGUGAAACAGUACAGCAACAAUUGCAGAUGACCACGCCCCGAACUACGAUAACCCGCACACACCGUCCUCUGUCUGCCGAUGUUGGGCACAUGGAUAAGAUUUGUGCCCACUGCCGUGCUUAUCGCUUACAUGGAGAGACUGCUAACUUUUGUUGUAUGAGCGGAAAAGUCAAUAUGGCCAAUCUGCCUCCACUCCCACAUGAGCUUCAACGUCUGUUCAGUAGUGACCAGCCUGACGCCAGGGAGUUUAGAAAAAACAUAAGGCAGUAUAACUGCCUGUUUCAGAUGACUUCAUUUGGUGGUAAGGAAGUAUUUUCUCAAAAGCGCGGCUGGAACCCAUCUGUCAUCAUCCAAGGACAAAUUCAUCAUUAUAUAGGCUCCCUAAUUCCAGAACCCCACAAACAAGCACAGUUUCUACAAAUUUACUUUUUAGACCCACAUGACAGGGUUAAACUUAGAAUGGAUAUAUUAGAAAACGGGGGGAUUCAACGUAGUAUUGUAGAGUUGUUAGAGGGCGUUUUUAGAACUUACAAUCCCUAUGUUAGGUCCCUAACGCUAGCUAACGAACAAAUUAAAGAUAUCCCAGAGGCUAGGAUUGUUAUUGACCCCAACAGACGGCCAUCCCAGGAACAUGAGAGGAGGUUUAAUGCGCAGGCCGCCAAUGAGGUGGCGGUUAUUUUAGAAAAUAACUAUUCCCCCGAAGUAACGUCAAGGCAUGUGAAAAAGGUGGAAAAGUUCAAACAAUAUCCGAGUCCCACCGAUCAUACGACUGCUUGCAGUAUGUUAUUUUUUUUUCCAUGGGGUGAAGAUGGUUGGCACAGUCAAUUACAGCUGACAAACCAAAAGAAGUUAACGGCUAUGCGGUACUAUUCUUUCCGCAUACAAAAUCAUGAGCAUGAAUUUAACCACAUACUCUGGGGAGGACGACUGUUCCAGCAAUAUUUGGUUGACAUGGCUGCAAAGAUGGAAGGCGAACGUCUGAACUUUAUAAGAACUAAUCAAGUUUCAUUACGCUCAUCUACUUAUAAAGGCCUUACAGAUGCACUGAACGAUAACGAUGAUCUACAAAAUAUCGGCAAGCGCGUCAUUCUUUCGUCAACUUUUGUCGGCGGACCACGGUACAUGAUGGAGAGAUGCCAGGAUGCCAUGAUGUACAUACGCAAAUAUGGCAAUGCAUCAUUCUUCAUAACCAUGACCUGUAAUCCAGACUGGCCAGAAAUACAGGAAAAUUUAUUUUUAAAUAAAAAACCUUACGACAGACCUGAUCUUAUUGCUAGAGAUUGUGAAUUAAAAAGAAAAUUAUUCCUCAAGUACUUGACAGGGCCUGACGGUUUGUUAGGCAGGUGCAUUGCUUUUAUAAUAAGCACCGAAUAUCAAAAGCGAGGACUGCCUCAUCUGCACUGUUUACUUUGGCUCGACGAAGAAACCAAACCUCGACCAAAUGUGUAUGACCAGUACGUGCAGGCUGAAAUACCUAACCCAUUGGAAGAUGCUGAGGGACACGCUUUAGUUCUAAGGCACAUGAUUCAUGGUCCGAACUGUUGUGUCACAUCUCCUUGUUGGAAAAAUGGCGCGUGUUCUAAACGCUAUCCUAAAUCUUUCGCCGAACACACAAUGUGUGGAGAGGAUUCAUAUCCCGUAUAUAGGAGAAGAUCGGUGGAUAUGGGUGGAUUUUUCGGCUACAAAGAAGGGAGAGAGGGAACACCAAUAACAUCUGAGUGGGUCGUCCCUCACAAUAUGCAGCUCUUGAAAAUAUUUAACUGUCAUUUGAAUGUGGAAGUCUGCACUUCGGUUAAAUCAAUAAAAUAUGUCGUUAAAUACACACUAAAAGGCAGUGACCAGGCAAUGUUUGGUCUCAAGCAAAACGACGAAAUUGCCCAGUAUUUGGCAGGCCGCUACAUUGGCCCAUCUGAAGCUGUUUCGUCCAUUUUAGGAUUUCCGGUUCAUGAAAGAGACCCCCUGGUAGUUAGGCUGCAAGUCCAUCUUCCCGACGAACAACAUGUUUAUUUUCAAGACACUGCUGGGCUUACUGACACAGAGAUGUGUAAAACAACUCUAACCCAGUUUAUGAAAUUAAACACAGAUGACCACUUUGCCAGAGCAUUGUUUUAUGCUGAAGUACCACGGUACUUUACCUGGGCCAAUAAGCAAUGGCAGCGCAGAAAGGUUGGAAAAGAAAACCCAAAUCAUCCAGGGAGGUUUGAGGCCAAUGUUUUGGGACGGGUCUACACAGUUUCACCACAAUGUGGUGAAUUGACUACUUACAGUCGGACAUGUUUACUCGCACAAAUGAGAACCCAACACCAUGACCAGGCACUCUUAUAUAUUCAAGAGAAGCUAGAAGCAUACGGCAAAAGACUCGCUGACUACAGUUUGCCGACACCAACUUCUCUACGUUAUCUUGGACACAAUGAGGAUAUAACCAAAGAGACGAGCUACUGCAGGGAAAAAUUGUCCAUUUACGUCCGAGAAAAGGCACCCAUGUUGAACUGUGAGCAGUUAGCAGUAUACAAUUAUGUAUUAGAGUGUCUUGAGGAAAAUAAACCAUCCAUGGUUUUUAUUGAUGCCCCUGGAGGAACAGGUAAAACUUUCCUCAUAAAUUUAAUAAUAUCACAGGUAAGAGCCAAAGGAGAUAUCGCCCUUGCAGUGGCAUCUUCAGGUAUAGCAGCAACAUUGAUGCCUGGUGGCAGAACUGCUCAUUCCCGUUUUAAAAUCCCAAUAAUAGUAGAUGACAAUUCAGUAUGCAACAUAGAAACGAACUCGAAUACCGCAGGUCUUCUCCGCCAAACAAAGCUUAUUGUUUGGGAUGAAUGCUCCAUGGCCAGACGAGAAUGUUUUGAAGCUGUUGACAGAACACUGCGCGAUGUUUGUCAUAAGGACGUCGCUUUUGGAGGCAGUAUCACUAUUUGCUGUGGAGAUUUUCGACAGCUUCUGCCUGUAGUCAAGCGUGGAAACGAAGUAGACAUACAAAAUGCCUCCAUUAAAAAAUCUUACCUUUGGGAGUUAUUUACAAAGUUUAAUUUGAAUUUAAACAUGCGUCUUGAAGAAGGAGAAAUUGACUACAGCAGGUUCUUAUUGAAUGUUGGGGAAGGUAAAGUACCUACAAAUGAAAAUGGGGAAAUAGAAUUACCGGAAGAUAUGGUCCUUAACAAUAUUUCUAUCGAACAAUGUAUGAAAAACAUAUACCCUUCAUUUGAAGAACCUAAGGUGGUAUUUUCAAAAAGAUGCAUUUUGGUGCCAUUGAAUGAAAAUUUAAGAAAAAUAAAUUCAAUGAGCAUACGAGAAUUUCCCGGUCAGUUGAAAGAAUGUUUCUCUUUCAACUCUGUAAUUGAAGGAACUGACUCUGCACAUUUUCCCACUGAAUUUUUAGAUUCUGUUGAGUUGUCUGGUCUGCCACCGCAUAGGUUGGAACUAAAAAUAGGUUCCCCUAUAACACUGCUACGAAAUCUUGAUCCCCCAAGAUUGUGCAAUGGAACUAGACUAAUAAUUCAAGCGUUGCAUAACAACCUUAUAGUUGCUAAAAUACUUAUAGGACAAUAUCAAAACGAAACUGUUUUAAUACCAAGAAUAACAGUAAAAUUAACUGAAGGCGACGAUAUUCCCCUACAAAGAACACAGUUUCCAGUCCAGUCAUGUUUUGCCAUGACAAUACACAAGGCUCAAGGGCAGACCAUGGAAACUGUCCUUAUUUUCUUAGAAAAACCUGUAUUUCAGCAUGGUCAGUUACAUGUAGCACUUAGCCGAGGAAGAAGAAAGGAAAAUGUUAAGGUGCUUUUAAAAGAUAGCAUAUUUACAAGGAAUGUAGUCAUUAGAAGUAUUUUGCAAUAA
Molecule: messenger RNA, 4455 nt
Organism: Physella acuta
Lineage: Eukaryota; Metazoa; Mollusca; Gastropoda; Physidae
Biological process (GO): telomere maintenance; DNA repair
Molecular function (GO): DNA helicase activity
Source: RefSeq, a predicted model, not a curated record